CCUCGGCCACUAUAUUGUGUCGUUCUCUUUCCAGAUUUCAUCAGUUCUUUCGGUAAUUCUCUCACAUAUGGGUUUAGUUCGAGUUUCCCCACCCACAGAACGUAUUACUUGAUGUGAAUGCUUUACGCUUAUUAGUUCCGAUGACGGCUAUCGUCUAUCUACAAACAGUACAAACUACACGUCGCAAAAAUUGAUAUCAGCAGUAGGAGAUAACGAGAAACUCAAUAAGGAUUUAUGAAAACAUAGCAGCCUCAGUCAGUGCAGUGUUGUGUAUAAUCAAUCGGGUAUGGAAUGUGUAUUUUUUGUUUGAGAUAUGAUCACCAAUGCCACACUCUUCUUCGGAACAGUCUCUGGUUACAAAUUGUCAUCCGGUGUUGAUGGGCAACUCGGAUAUUUUGGUCAAGGAUGAAUUUGGUCAAUCCAAUCCCCUGGAAGUGAGUGAUUACACUUCCAGGAAUGGAGAACUGGUGAAUCUUGAAAAUGCCUGUGUUAAUAUCGAUAAUUCCAGUGAUGUGAUAAUUGGUCCUGUGACACAAUUCAAUGUUAAUGGAAAUGUUACCAUUUACCAAAAUGAAAAUGGACAACAGCGACCCGCUGACGAAGGAGGCACUGACACAGACACUAGAGAAUCCAGUUAUGAUGGU
Messenger RNA from Leptinotarsa decemlineata (Colorado potato beetle), 644 nucleotides. RefSeq names its product peptidoglycan-recognition protein SC2. Gene Ontology annotation, molecular function: N-acetylmuramoyl-L-alanine amidase activity; zinc ion binding. Gene Ontology annotation, biological process: peptidoglycan catabolic process. NCBI's taxonomy places the organism in Eukaryota, Metazoa, Arthropoda, Insecta, Coleoptera, Chrysomelidae. The record is from RefSeq and is a predicted model, not a curated record.